AACGGACAUCCGCAUCAGUCAUGGCAGAUGCGAGGUAUUGAAGAAUUUUGUCAACGGGAGCGCGGCCAAGGUCUUCUCUGUUGUAAUAUUGCGGAAUCGCUACCGGAUCCGAAAGACUUAUCAUAUCGGGCUCGAGGGCGGGACGGGUGUCCACUUUUCUACCCAUCCGGCACGGCUCCGUGCAUUCGGGGUUCUUGGCCUAGCGCAGUCGAUCAUACCACGCGGGCGUGUUAACGAAUCCUGAAACGCUUCCGGGGGGGUCCCCUUUGAAAUCAACCGGUGGUCUUUGGGGGUUGAUCAGGCGGCGUGUUGACGACGUCACCGAACGUUGAGCGUCACACAGGCUGUUGAAACCCCUCGAUUGCCAUGGUACCUGAGUCUCUCUUAUCAACUUCCGCAGGCGUCACACGCCCUCCGCGUUUACCAAAUUUCCCUUCCACAGAGGCAACUGAAUCUCCAAGGCCAGAUGCCCUGCGCAAUCUUGACCACACAUCCCGCCCAGGCUGUCCUGGAGCCCAAACCUCGAAGCCACCCACAAAACAUACUAGAAACAAAAAGAUAACUCCUCAGAGGGAGCUUAUGAGAUGACAAGAGUGGGAUUCGAACCCACGCCAAUUACUUGACUAGCACCUGAAGCUAGCGCCUUAGACCGCUCGGCC
Molecule: messenger RNA, 659 nt
Organism: Colletotrichum navitas
Lineage: Eukaryota; Fungi; Ascomycota; Sordariomycetes; Glomerellales; Glomerellaceae
Exons: 1
Coding region: 367-588 (73 amino acids)
Source: RefSeq, a predicted model, not a curated record